ACAUGCUAUGGUCAUUGAGCAUUAAUUUUUGUAGAAAUCAAAGUAAUUCAGUUGAACUGGCCAACCGGCGAACCGCAAAUAUUUGUAAUAGUUACUUCGGGAGUUUUUAGGGUAAUUUUAUUUUUAACAAAUUGAAUUCGGUAUUUUCAAUGUUUACCCUUAAUUGAAUUAAUAAAGUAUUAUUGUUGUUUUUAAUUUGCUUUAUUUUUACCUUAUUUACCAUUAUAUUAAAAUUAUCAUUUAUGCUUGAAAUUCCCAAUAGGAAGGCGAUAGGUGGUGGAAAACAAGGAAAUGCAAAUAAGGAGGCUCUUCUUCUUUGCGUUUCGUGAGUUUGGGAUGUCUGGUGGGCUGUUUGCAUACGGGACUCGCUCCCCCCCUCCAUGUGAUAAAGUAGCAAAGGAAAUUUCUUCUUCGACCAAAAAAAAAAAAAGCAAGGAAAAUUUCUUCUUAGGUUUUUCUUUUUGAAAAAUUAAAAUACAAAUCAUUAAAUGCAAAAGGACAUGUGAGGCUGAAACCUGCAACCCAAGCCCUGCGUGUAACUUCCUAAAUAGUUCUUAAGUACGCUACAUGUCGCCGACAUCAUAAAUGAAAGGAAAGGCUCCUCUCCUACCCCAAAUCCUUGACCAAUCCUCCUCUUCCUUUUAUUUUUCUUUUUUAGAAUUUUCUGACCCUUGCCUGCAACUGCAAAUAUCUCUCCACAAUGCGUAUUCAUGGGUUAUAAUUUUUUUUUUUUAAUGUUUUCCCAAUAAAAGAUAUACUACCCAUGAACAAAUUAUUUUAAUAUUGAAGCCAUAGUAGUAUGCCGAGUAGAUGCACGCAUAUGUUGGAAAGCUUGUCAGUCCAAAAGCAGGGAGCGAUCAACUUCACCUUUGACUGCAUUUAUUAGGCUCAAUGAAGUUGGAUGGACUUGCUUUGCUUGCUUGCAUUAUUAUCUUUCGAACAGUAGUGGCUUCCUCUGUUCAUUCAGCUCUGUCCUAAAAAAUUCACAAAUAAUUGUGGCUAUAUAUUGUUCUGUAUUUAUAAUAAUGGAUUCCCAAACAGGCACUAACGUGUAGCAAAGUGAUUGUCAGGACUCGCUCAGGAGAGCACCCUGUAGACAAUAUAGAAACUGAAACCCAUGAAUCUAACCCCCACCAAUCCCAUCCAUCAUUUUGUUUGUUGGUUUUCUUUUCGUUUCUUCCAUUUUGAUCUGGAAAAAGUUUCACCCUUUCCCGUUUUCUCACUGACCAAACAAUCCUCAAAUAAAUAUUUUAUCUUAUAAUUAAUUUCAAUAUAAACAGGAGGGUCAUAUCAUAGUGCGUCCGUACACUGUUGGUCAUUAUCGAGGCUCGAGGGCCAUUGCUCUUCUCUUUCCCAAUAAAUUUUCCCUCUCUGCAACAAGAGAAUCCGUCAUUAAUGUUCUCGCUUUCAUCAUCAAUGCACUUCUCUUUCUUGCCAGUUCUGUGAAAAGAAAAACGUCAAAAAUGAAAUCCCAUUAAUCGCUGUUCACUGUUUGUACUGGUUUCUUUGCUCAAUGAUAUGAUCGAAACCUCCUCAAUGCCUGUAGCUUUCAUGCACAUAUAAAUACAUACACUUGCACAAUACAACCCUAUAUUUAUUGCUUUUACAGCUUCAAACUCGCUUAUCGUCCUUUCUUCCACCCACAAUAAAUUCUCACUUCAAAUUUCCCUGGAUAAGAGCAAGCUAGCAUUCAAAUCUCCCUCUCUCUCUCUCUCUCUCUCUCUCUCUCUCGCAGGCUAUUGAUUCACUUCGCAGCUCGUCUCUUGCAGCUCCAGCUUAUUCACUUCUUGAAAAGUUGCUCGCUUUUCUUGAUCCUUGGUGACAAAAGUGAUAUAUUUCUAGCUGGGUAGGUGAUUUUGUGCUAUUGCUGAGUGUUAGUUGAAGUGAGAUAAAAAGAGAUGGGAAGAACACCCUGUUGUGAUAAGAAGGGAUUGAAAAAGGGACCCUGGACACCUGAAGAAGAUGAGAUUCUUAUCAGUUACAUCAAGAAGAAUGGACAUGGCAGUUGGCGCUCUCUCCCUAAGCUCGCAGGUCUUCUUCGCUGUGGUAAGAGUUGCCGGCUUAGAUGGACCAACUAUCUUAGGCCAGAUAUAAAACGAGGUCCCUUCACUCUUGAAGAGGAGAAACUUGUCAUUCAGCUUCAUGGUAUUCUUGGAAAUAGGUGGGCUGCCAUUGCCUCUCAGCUACCAGGCAGAACAGAUAAUGAGAUAAAGAACUUGUGGAACACCCACCUGAAGAAACGCCUUCUUUGCAUGGGACUUGACCCCCAAACUCAUGAGCCCUUUACCUCUUGUGGACCAGCCAUAAAAGCACCUGCAUCCCCUGCUACUCGCCAUAUGGCACAAUGGGAGAGUGCUAGGCUUGAAGCUGAGGCUCGGCUUUCCAGGGAGUCCUCACUCUUCAAUCCACCAACUCCAGGGAAAAGUGAUAAUGAUUAUUUCCUGCGAAUAUGGAAUUCUGAAGUUGGAGACUCAUUUCGAAAAUUCAAUCAGGCAGAUAAAACUACUCGCAAAAGCCCUGCUUCAGCAUCUCAGGCGUCUUCAUCGACUAAAUGUGGAUCAGUUUCAGCUGUCACUGCUGAUAUUAGCCCCAACUUAGCAGGCUGCUCUACCACAGCACGCAAUCAAAAUGAAGAUACAGAGUGCAAGAGCUGCAAAUCUUAUGCUGAAGAUUUGAAUGCUGGGUCUGAUUCAUCAAGCUCCCUUGAGUUGGAGGAUUCUUCAGACUCAACACUACAACUUUUGUUGGAUUUUCCCAUUAACAAUGAUAUGAGUUUCUUGGAAGAAAACAUGGACGGCUAUGCCACUUAUUCGGCAAUGUAGUUUUGUGAACAAGAUCUUGCAGUGUAAUUUGAAGCCUCGUUUGCUUGAAUCUGAACUACCUUUUUGGGUCUAAGAGCUAUGAAGCCAUGUAAAAGCAGACAAAAACUUAUAGAGAUUAAUGGCUAGUUAUUAUGUUAGAUUCUUCGUCUGAGUUAGAAGGUGUGGAAACGUUAACAAUUCCUAGUCUUAAUAUUGGAGCCCUGCUAUUUAUAUUUAUAGAGAGAAGAUAUAUAAUUCUUUGUGACCUAAUCUUUUCAGAUUUUAGAUUGGCAAAUAUGCUCUAUAUGUACACUGCAAUUGUCCACAUGGAAGGACGCUUGUUCUCUAGAA
Molecule: messenger RNA, 3152 nt
Organism: Manihot esculenta (cassava)
Lineage: Eukaryota; Viridiplantae; Streptophyta; Magnoliopsida; Malpighiales; Euphorbiaceae
Product: transcription factor MYB17
Exons: 3
Coding region: 1899-2822 (307 amino acids)
Source: RefSeq, a predicted model, not a curated record